GUUAACGCUGCACUGAUGUAAGCGGCAAGAAGUUCAGGGUUGGGGAAAGGAGCAGAGAUACGCUUGUAGAGUUUCCCACACCACUGUUAUGCCAUUAAGCUGUUUUUUUUUUCCUGUGGGCUUACAAGUAUGCAUGAGCAGAUGGGACUGAUGUGAUGAGUUCCUUAUUAGCCUCCAGCAGAGGCUGAUGAAAAAUGCUACACUUGUGAAUGGGGUUCAGCGUUCUUGAAAAACCAGGAAUAACGUUUGCCCUCCAUCCACGCUCUCCAGUUGCUACUGUGGCUGUUGCUGCUGCUCUUAUCCCAUGGGCAUUGAUGAGAUUUCUCCAGGUAUCUGUAAGAAAACAGAAGACGAAAAGAGGAGGAAAAACUUAGUUUCCAAACGGAUUUCAUAGACCAAGAACAUCCGUGUGCAAACUUUGAAGAUUCUUCAUUGCUGGGUAUCUACAACUUGGCUCUCCUGAAAGAGAUCAUGGAGUGUUGUGCACAUUUCUGGAGAUAUCCAAUCUUAUUUCUAACUUUUUACCUGGUGCUGAAGCCAAGUGAAUUGCAUGCUUUAAUCAGCUACAAGCCCAAUAUUGUCAUCUUAUUGGCUGAUGACCUUGGCAUUGGGGACCUAGGCUGCUAUGGAAACACUACAAUCAGGACUCCUAAUAUUGAUCGGUUAGCAAAAGAAGGAAUAAAACUUACUCAGCAUAUUGCUGCAGCUCCUGUAUGUACACCAAGCAGAACUGCUUUCUUAACUGGAAGAUACCCAGUCCGAUCAGGUAUGGUUCAAACAAUUGGUUAUCGUGUUCUUCAGUCACUUGCUGGUUCUGGGGGUCUCCCUCCAAAUGAGACCACAUUUGCCAAGAUAUUGAAGAAACAAGGUUACAGCACAGGUUUAAUAGGAAAGUGGCAUCAAGGUAUGAAUUGUGAAUACCGUAAUGACUACUGCCACCACCCCUUAAACCAUGGAUUUGAUUAUUUCUAUGGGAUGCCAUUUACACUAAUGAACGAUUGCCAAAUCUCGCAUUCCUCUGAGCUGGAUCUGCCCCUGCAGAAGAAACUCUGGCUUUACACUCAGAUGGUUACCCUUGCUCUGCUGACCUGCAUAGCAGCAAAACUAACUCAUCUGUUGCCUCUCAGUCAGAAAGCCAUCUUCUUCCUGGCUUUGUCUGACUUCUUCUUCUUCAUUUCCUGGUACUCAAGAUUUGGCUUUGCAAGAUACUGGGAGUGCAUCAUGAUGAGAAACUAUGACAUUAUCGAGCAGCCAAUGAAAGUAGAAAGAGCUGCGCCUCUUAUGCUAAGAGAGGCCAUUUCCUUUAUUGAAAGAAACAAGCAAGGUCCAUUCCUCCUCCUGGUUUCUUUCCUGCAUGUCCACACACCUCUGGUUACUACAGAAAAUUUCAUCGGCAAGAGCAAUCAUGGAUUAUAUGGUGACAAUGUAGAGGAGAUGGACUGGAUGGUGGGAAAAAUUUUGGAUACUCUUGAUAAGGAAAAUUUGAAAAACAGUACUCUGACAUAUUUUACUUCUGACCAUGGUGGACACUUAGAGAGUUGGGAAGGAAAUAUUCAACGAGGUGGUUGGAAUGGCAUAUACAAAGGUGGAAAAGCCAUGGGAGGUUGGGAAGGAGGAAUCCGUGUCCCAGGAUUAUUUAGAUGGACGGGAAUGCUGCCAGAGGGCAAAGUUAUUGCUGUACCAACAAGCUUAAUGGACAUCUUCUCCACAUUGGCUCACCUAGCUGGUGGAACAGUACCACAAGACAGGGUGAUUGAUGGCCAGAAUUUGAUGCCUUUGCUCCAGGGACUGGUUCAAUAUUCAGGGCAUGAAUUUAUGUUUCACUACUGUGGAACAUACUUACAUGCAGUGCGGUGGUACGAAAAAGAGAGUGGAAAUGUGUGGAAGGCCCAUUACAUGACCCCAGUUUUCCAACCUGAGGGAUCUGGAGCCUGUUAUACAAUUAAGUACUGUCCAUGUUCUGGGGAAGGUGUCAUCCAUCAUGAUCCUCCUCUUCUGUUUCAUCUCUCAGGAGACCCAUCAGAAGCCAUGCCAUUGUCAUCAGACAGUGAACCACAGUUCUACAUAAUUCUAGAGAGAAUAAACAAAGCUGUAGAAGAGCAUCGCAAAACUCUCACUCCUGUCCCACAACAGCUGUCUUUCUACAACACCAUCUGGAAACCAUGGCUCCAGCCAUGCUGUGGGUCAUUUCCAUUCUGUUACUGUGACAAAGAAAAGGACAAUAUAUAGAAUGGUUGACAUUUUUGAAGUUCUGUGUCUUUAUUGUGGUAUCAAGCCUAGAAAAAGAAACACUCUA
Messenger RNA from Python bivittatus (Burmese python), 2296 nucleotides. Its product is annotated as arylsulfatase D-like. NCBI's taxonomy places the organism in Eukaryota, Metazoa, Chordata, Lepidosauria, Squamata, Pythonidae. Gene Ontology annotation, molecular function: arylsulfatase activity. The record is from RefSeq and is a predicted model, not a curated record.